Messenger RNA from Xenia sp. Carnegie-2017, 613 nucleotides. Its product is annotated as NADH dehydrogenase [ubiquinone] 1 alpha subcomplex subunit 8-like. Gene Ontology annotation, biological process: mitochondrial electron transport, NADH to ubiquinone. The transcript has a single exon. Lineage: Eukaryota; Metazoa; Cnidaria; Anthozoa; Malacalcyonacea; Xeniidae. The coding region runs from base 88 to 468 and encodes 126 amino acids. The record is from RefSeq and is a predicted model, not a curated record.
UACCAUUCGGCCAUAUUGCAUUUUCUUUGGCAAAGUUUUGUAUGUUUGCUAUAGUUUUUGUUCAGCUACAAUCCUUGUUGGGACGAAAUGAGCAAGCAGGCGGAGAGCGUAGGCGAUGAAGAAUUAGACAUUGAUGAAUUAAAUGUUACAUCGGCCGUUUUAAUGGCGGGAGCGCAUCACUUGGGAAAACAGUGCGAUGAAGAUUUCAAAAAGUUCAUGACUUGUCGGUAUGAUACUCGCGACCCGAGGAAAUGUUUGGAAGAAGGCAGGAAAGUUACCGGUUGUGCUUUGGGAUUCUUCAAAACUGUAAAAGCCAACUGCAAUGAUGAGUUUGCUUCGUACUGGACUUGCUUGGAUCAUAAUAAUCAAGAGUUUGGUUAUUGCAGAAAGCCGCAAAAAUACUACGAUUCUUGCUUGUUGGAAAAAUUGGGCUGGAAGACCGAUCAACCAGUGCAUUUAAAACUUUGACUACACUGUGUGCAUUAUGCUGUGAAAAUAUCUUUUAUGUGAAUUUUGCAUCAUCUUUGAAAGCUACCACUGUGUUAUUAUAUUUGAAAGAGACCAUUUGUAAUUUAAUAAUGUUGGUAUUUUAAAUACAUGUAUUCCAAUAUGA